UAUAGCUGCUGGAGCUGCUCGGUUGGUCGCGCUCGCUGCCUCGGCUGCUCCUCGUCGCCCCCACUUCCGUAUUUUGGCAUAGUUCGUGGCUCAUUGGCUUCCGGUUUGGUGCCAAGGAAUAAGGUCCCUGUGCAACAGGUGUAUUCAACAAUUGGUCGAAAAAAAACUAGAAAAAAAUCAAAAAUCAUCAGUUCCGGUGAGCAACAUCAUGUGGCUAUGCACAAGAUGCACAACCGCAUCUGCAGCUAAUUAGAAGUGAGACUGCAGAAAUAACCAGGAUAUAUGCUAAGGAAAUGAGCCAACGAUUAUGUACUUAGGAUCGUUUGACGGAAACGACAAAGAGCCAUGGAAAAGCACACAAGCCAGUACCCAAAGGAGUCCCCUUGGCGACCGAAGCGGGGUCUGAAGUGUCUGACAUUCGAGUUCCAAUUCCGUCUGCUCCUCCAUCAUCUGUUGCUAUCAUCGCUGUGCAGGCCACAUUGCGUAUACGCCACGAGUGCCGUCGGCGAGGCGCUGAGCGCAAGCAACUGUCACGACAUCCACCACGGAUUCGAUGUCUACCCCGAUCCCAGCCCCAAUCCGACGGCUGUGACGCUGGGUCAAUCGACGGACACGCCCUCGGUGACCCUGACUUUGCCGCCCUCCGGCUGGAAGUGUUGCUGUUGGAAUGCAAGUAAUCAAGCGGAGGAGGUGGAAUGCCGUUGCGAGGGCGACGGACUUAACCGCGUACCGCAAACGCUGAAGCUGCCCAUCCAGCGACUAACUAUUGCGUCGGCGGGGCUGCCACGCCUACGCUACACCGGUCUGAAGGUCUACGGACCCACAUUGCUGGAUGUGGCCUUCACCGACUGCCUGCAACUGGAACUGAUACAGGAUGGGGCUUUCGCUAAUUUAACACUGUUGCGCACAAUCUACAUCACUAAUGCACCCAAGCUGACCUUUCUCUCAAAGGACGUAUUCUUUGGCAUUUCGGACACUGUGGAAAUUAUACGCAUCAUAAACAGCGGGCUUACCAGAGUUCCGGACCUGGGCCACCUUCCACCUCACAAUAUUUUGCAAAUGAUAGAUCUCGAUAAUAAUCAAAUUACUCGAAUAGAUACUAAAUCCAUAAAAGUAAAGACUGCCCAAUUAAUUUUGGCCAACAAUGACAUAAGCUAUGUCGAUGACUCCGCUUUCUUUGGCUCCAAGAUAGCCAAACUGUCGCUGAAUGACAACCUAAGGCUUGAACAUAUGCAUCCAAAUGCAUUCGAUGGAAUUAUAGAUAUAACUGAACUCGAUCUCUCCAGCACAUCGUUAGUGGCCAUGCCUUCAGUGGGACUUCAGAAUAUCGAAGCAUUGUACAUUCAGAAUACCCACACUCUGAAAACCAUUCCUUCAAUCUACAAUUUUCGGAAUCUACAGCGGGCCUACCUUACGCACUCCUUUCACUGCUGCGCCUUUCAGUUCCCAUCUCGUCACGAUCCCCAGCGACAUGCCCAGCGAAUGCUGGAGAUUGAAAAGUGGCGAAUGCAAUGCAAGAGUGAAUCGGUCUCCCGGAAGGAAAGAUCCACUUUGGAUAUUGCCUAUACCCUGCCAGAAGAUUUUGGUACUUUCGAGAGCACCGAUGAAUCAUCUACAGACUUAGUACCCAUCACAUUCGCAUCCUUCGAUUACAUGGCCGAUGAUACGCUGAACAAGGGCACAUUUCACGAGAAGAUUACCCUUAAUCCGGAGGAUGACAUGUCUGCCGAACUAUGCGGCAAUUUCACAUUCAGAAAGCCCAAUAUAGAGUGCUAUCCCAUGCCCAAUGAUCUUAACCCUUGUGAGGAUGUCAUGGGCUACCAAUGGCUUCGCAUUUCCGUUUGGAUUGUGGUUGCUCUGGCCGUGGUUGGCAAUGUGGCUGUGCUGACAGUAAUUCUAUCGAUUAGACCCGAAUCGACGCCAGUGCCACGAUUUCUCAUGUGCCAUCUCGCUUUCGCCGACCUGUGCUUGGGUGUCUAUCUGCUGUUGGUGGCCUCCAUCGAUGCCCAUUCCAUGGGGGAGUACUUUAACUACGCCUACGAUUGGCAGUACGGGCUCGGCUGUAAAGCAGCCGGCUUUCUCACCGUAUUUGCCAGCCAUUUGUCGGUAUUCACGCUGACCGUGAUUACCAUCGAGCGCUGGCUUGCCAUCACCCAGGCCAUGUACCUGAACCAUCGCAUCAAGUUGCGUCCUGCAGCGCUCAUCAUGCUGGGCGGCUGGAUUUACUCCAUGUUUAUGUCCUCGUUGCCCCUGUUUGGUAUUAGUAAUUACUCGUCGACGAGCAUCUGCCUUCCGAUGGAAAACCGCGAUAUAUACGACACCGUGUAUCUGAUUGCCAUCAUGGUCUGCAACGGCGUGGCCUUCUCCAUCAUUGCCGUGUGCUAUGCCCAGAUCUAUCUGUCCCUGGGUCGCGAGACGCGGCAGGCGCACCAUAAUAGUCCGGGGGAACUCAGCGUGGCCAAGAAGAUGGCCCUACUGGUCUUUACAAACUUUGCCUGCUGGUCUCCCAUUGCCUUUUUUGGACUCACGGCCCUGGCUGGUUAUCCACUGAUCAAUGUGACCAAGUCAAAAAUUUUGCUAGUAUUCUUCUAUCCAUUGAACUCCUGUGCGGAUCCCUACCUAUAUGCCAUAUUGACGUCUCAGUAUCGCCAGGAUCUGUUUACCUUGUUGUCAAAGCUCGGUCUGUGUCGGCAGAGCGCCUUAAAGUACAAGGACAGCCUCUCGGGACAUGCCACCACUAGAUUCACCAUCCACGGAUCUAUACAGAGGCACAGCUCCCUCACCUGCAAAAUGCAGACGGUAAUGGGCACAGAGACCCAGAAAAUGCUGAAGAAGAGCGAGGAUUAUGUUUGAAGCGAACCUUGGGUAUUGUGAAUACACACCUCUUCCCACCCCGUUGUGAUAUAUAUUAUACAUAUUUUGUUAUAAAACGCUCUCUCUUUGUUCCGCUAUCUGUUCCAGUAUUGUUAGCAUCCCAUGAUUAAUGAUAUUUUAAACGCAUAAGUUUGUUGUAUGUUUUCUUGUCUUACUUAAGUUCCUUAGUCUAUCCAUACAGUUGUACCUAAUGAUAAAAGUAUUGCUAAUAGGAAAGAGCUUAUCCCAGUCAAAGUAUAUAUAAAUGUGAAAUAAGUGUUUUUUUCUUGAUAUGAAUGUGUAUAGAAAUUAAGUUAUGAAUGUUUUAAUUGUAUAGAUAACACAAUUUUAAAUGUAUAAAAUGUAUUUUCCUGUUUUGUCUGAGCAGAGUAUACUACAAACAAAUUUUUGAAAUC
This is a messenger RNA of Drosophila subpulchrella, 3269 nucleotides long. RefSeq names its product lutropin-choriogonadotropic hormone receptor (gene Lgr1). Gene Ontology annotation, molecular function: protein binding; G protein-coupled receptor activity; protein-hormone receptor activity. Bases 346 to 2853 code for a protein of 835 amino acids. The transcript is spliced from 17 exons. The record is from RefSeq and is a predicted model, not a curated record. Gene Ontology annotation, biological process: G protein-coupled receptor signaling pathway. Gene Ontology annotation, cellular component: membrane. Lineage: Eukaryota; Metazoa; Arthropoda; Insecta; Diptera; Drosophilidae.